Molecule: messenger RNA, 6555 nt
Organism: Podarcis lilfordi (Lilford's wall lizard)
Lineage: Eukaryota; Metazoa; Chordata; Lepidosauria; Squamata; Lacertidae
Source: the annotation of a GenBank genome assembly
CCCCCCGGCCCGGCCGUGACGAGGCUGUUUCGGCUCCUCCGUCGCCCCGUGGCUGCCGCGUCUGGAGAGGAGGCGCCCCUCGCCGGGCCUGGUUGGCGGAGCCGCGCUUCUCCCUCCUCCCGCCAUGUCGGCGCCGGACGAGGCUCCGGAGCCCAAGGGCAUCUCCGUCAGCGACGUGCAGCUGCUGCUGCGGAAGAAAGACGAGCUGGAGGCCCAGAUCCGAGCCUAUUACGGGGUCCUGGAGGACGUGAGUAGCAACUCCCGGGCCGGGCGGGUUGGGGCCUCGCUCGAUUCCCUGCUCCGCCCCGGGGUCUCGGCGAUCCUAGGGCGACCCGGGGAGCUGCUGCGACGUCGUGGACUCGCCCUCAUUGCCCUGGUGAAUUUGCCGCCCUGCCCUCUGCACGCCGUUGUGUUUCCCUCCUGCAUUGCCGGGGGUUGGGAUGGAUGACCCUCGGGAUCCCUUCCAACCCGAUGGUUCCAUUAGGGUACCUGUAACAUUGCAGCGCUUGCAGCGCUUGGUGUCUCUUAAUGCUACCGUGGUCACCUCUUGUUUUUAUUAUGUGUUUUGAUCUUGUAUUUUAAUCUUGUGUACUACCCUGAGGCCUACGGAUAAAAGGCAGUAUGAAUAUUAUUAUUAUUAAUAAUAAUAAUAAACUUGCAAACUAAGAUCUCUGUUAAUAGCAAUGCUAUACCUAUCUGGAAGUCUCAUUGAACUCAAUAGAACUUACUUCUGAGUAGACACGUGUAGGAUUGUACUGUAAAGGAAAGAGGAUUUUAAGCUAAUACAUUAGCUGCCCUAUUCAGGAAAAGGUCUCAAAGGGGUAAUUGUGUUUUUUCUUUUUAUGCUGCAGCAAAAAGGUGUCGGGAUGAACGAACCACUUGUGGAUGUUGAAGGCUAUCCACGUGCUGAUGUGGAUGUCUAUCAAGUCCGGACGGCAAGGCACAACAUCAUCUGUAAGCAACAGUCCACAAUUUAAUUGAUUUGCAGCCCGGGUACGUUUACUUGGGUAUGUUUACUUAGUAGUCAGCUGCACUGUUUUCAGUGCAGCUUACUCUCAGGUAGCAUUCAGUGCUUGGGAUUGCAGCCACAACACAUGAGUUCAGAGGGGCUUAGAUUGGCUUGCCCACCAACCUGAAAGGAAGAUAUUACUUUAAUGGGGUGGGAUGUUCUAUAUGGCUGGACAAUAUCUGGUUUUCAGCAUUGUGCUAUAUCCCCAGUUAAUAUACCGAUAUAUCACAGUGUCUGAAAUAAGGAUGGAGCUAUGCAGAGGCCUCAGUUGGUUCAUGUUUUUCCCUGUAUCAUGAUUUUUGCUGGCACCUGCUCUUCUGUUUUGCUGCCCCCUGCAUGAGGCAGGGAAGAGCUGAGCUGGCAAGAGUUAACAGGGGCUACAGAAACGAGAGGAGCAUUGGCUGGCUUCACAGUUUCCCCCACGUUGUGAUUUUUGCAUAGCACAUACACACAGAGAGAAUGAUUCAUGAUAUAUUGCCAGGUCAAAAAUUACGAAACCAAUAUCACUGUACGGACUUCAAACGGGUUUUGGACGAUAUGUUGCGCAGCCCUGGGGUUCUAUAAAAAGAAGCCUAAGAUCAGCAACCUGUGGAUAAUGCUGUAAUUCUGGUACAAGUGCAGACAAGAUCUAAUGUGUAGAGCAUCUAUCUAACCUUGAAGGAAAGACCAUGGCUCCAUGGGGGAGUAUCUGCUCUGCAUGCUGAAGAUCCCAGGUUCCCUUUGUGGCAGCGUUUCCAGGGGGGCCUGUGACCAGGGAAGAUUCCCUGGAGAGCUGCUGCCAGUCGGUGUAGGCAGUACUGAACCAGAUGGACCCAGAUCAAAUUUGGUACAAGGCAGCUUCCUAUCUUGGGAGAAUCCAGCUGUUCUCUGAUCAGAUGUACAGUUCAAGUAAUUUUGUUCCCAUUUUUUGAGUUAAAUAUUAUUUUGUUAUCAUAUAUAACAAAUGAUUAAUAUUUUAUCAUGUUUAUUCAUCACUGUGCACCAAAAAAAUCUCUAAGCAGCAGUAUUUUAUAGAUUUGUUGGUGGCUUAGAGACAUUAUUAUUAUUAUUAUUAUUAUUAUUAUUAUUAAUAUGGAGUGUGCAAGCUUGUUUUCUGCUGCUGCAGAGGGCAGGACCAAACCAAUGGAUUCAAAUUACAAGAAAUGAAAUUCUAAGUAAUCAUUAAGAAUAACUUUCUUGGUGGUGAAGGCUGUUCAGCAGUGGAAUGGACUCCCUUGGAAAGUGGUUGGCCAGCCAUCAGUGGUGGUUUUGAAGCAAAGGUUGGGUGGCGCUCUUCUAGAGGGUCUUUAGCUGUGAUUCCUGCAUUUCAGGAUGUUGGACUAUAUGGACCCUUUGAGUCCCUUCUGUGAUUGUUGCUUGUAGACCAUUUCCUGAGAUCACUCUGCCAUUUCUCCUUUAAUCCUUUUCAUUCCUGUACUGUACAUUAUUGUACUGAAGCCUCAGUACAGAUUUCAAGCCAACUUGAAAUCGUUGCCUAUUCUUCCAUUGCCUCCCCUCCCCUCCGUUUCCUGCCAGGGAUCCCUCAUGCGUGUUCAUCCCCAAGCGCAUGUGUGUGGAUGACGUUGCUUAAAGAACCAUAAUAACUCAGAGAACAGCUUUCUGUGCAAAUACAUCUUGGGCUUACAGGAGCUUCCCUCUGCUUUCAGGUUUGCAGAAUGAUCACAAAGCCUUGAUGCACCAGGUGGAACAGGCUCUGCACCAGCUCCACGCCCGGGAGAAGGAGAAGCGCGAAAAGGACGAGGCGGAAGCGCGAGCUGAAGCCAGGAGCCAGAGUCAGGUGUUGCCCCAGCCUUUUGCCAGGGUGAAUGCCGUCACGCAGGGGUCUCCAGCGAGCUUCUCGGCAAGUAUUGCAUCUCUCUCACCCGUCCAGACCUCUGUGGGUUUGUUAUUUGGCGAAGUAGAACCCUGCUGCUUUGGACCAGUAGCCAUUGAUAGUCUUACCCUCUUUGGUGAGUUUGUUUAAUCUGCUUUGGAAACUAUCCAAGCUGGUGGACUUUAUCACAUCUUAUUUGUAAUUGAGCUCUUCACUGCUGUGUGAAGAAUUCCUUCCUCUUGUCUGCCAUGAAUCUUUCAUCCCCAACUUCAUUGGAUGACCCCACUGGGUCCUGGCAUGAUGAGAAAGGAGAAAAAAUGUCCACACCAUGUAUAAUUUUAUUUACACCUGUCACGUUGCCCCCCUCCACCUGUUACUCAGCCAUUUUCAUUUGGGAUACAAUACUGCUACCAGCUCCCCCCCCCGCCAUAAUCCUUGCUGAGCUGUGUACAGGAUUUCAGGUGUCUGCAGCUUGUAUUUCUCCUUUUGUAUCCCAAACAAUCAUAAUCUUGCUGUUUUGAAAAUUUCUAAGGUUUGUGCGGUCCCCUGCUAUACUUAGAACAAUUCUAAAGUACCGGGUACUGAGUUUGGCUUCCUUCCCAAGGGGAAGCCAGGGUGUAUAAUGUGUUCUUUGGUUCUCUCUGAAGGGGUUGCAAGUUGACGACGAGAUCGUCGAGUUUGGCUCCGUCAACACUCACAACUUCCAGUCGCUGCAGAAUAUUGCCAUUGUGGUCCAGCACAGUGAAGGGGUGAGCAGCUUUCCCCCCUCCCUCCGUGUCUGAAAUGAGGUCUCGCCUUCAUCCCCACAAAUGCCCACAGAGCCUGCUAGUAUCAGUGACCAGGCAGAAGGCAAACCAAGCCACAGUAUGGAGCAUGAGCAGAGCGACACUUGCCUGAAGUCACUCGCUGAUGCUGCAACAGGGCAGGAGACUGAUAGCUGCCGUCCUCCUUAAAGCACUUGUGUCACACCUACUUUCUGGUGUCAAAAGGGGCUUCCAUGCGGCUGCUCCUUUGAACACUGAAUCAAGGGGGUUAUUCCCUUUGGAGUCGACCCUUCAGUGAUGACCUGCUGGUGGAAAACAGCUCCAGCACUUGCUGUGAAUCUGUAGCCCAGCCUGGAGGCACCAGUGACACAGUUCCCACCUGGGAAGGCACCACAGUCUGACUAAUCAUAGACAUUGGUGUCCCAAGCAGGUCUACCAGGAUGCAUGGGGAGUGGUGUCCAUUGCCCUUUACUUCUGUGGCUGGUUAAUUUGUGUGUGUGUGUGUGUGUGUGUGUUUUUAUGUUUUUUUCUUUUUUUUUUAAUUUUAAAACAAAGGUCUAUAAUUCUAACCCCACCUGAACACGUUAUUAAAAGCCUUUUAAAACUUAAAUGCCAUUUAGGCUGACAAAGCAGUGGUUUAUUUAGAAGCCUUUGAGUAAAGGUUCUGUGAUCAGUCAGUAACGUGAAAUGUAACACCAAGUGACUCAGAACUUUAAAUCCUAUAAAGUCCCUUGCCCUUUACUUUUGUGGCUGUAUGAUUUGUUGAUUUGUGUGUGUAUUUGUAUGACAUAGAAUCAUUUGAUGUUUUUAUCUAAUCAAGUUUACUUGCUUCUUAAUCAGAAGAGACAAAGAAAAGUAGAGCUAAAUAUUUAUUAAAAAUACCAUUAAAAGGAGAGAAAGAAACUUAAAAACAAGUAAUAAAAUGACAUGUCUAGGUAGACUUCCCUAAUCAAGAUCUUUUAGCAGGCGUCUAAAAUGAUACAGCUAGGGCCCCUACCUGAUGUUAAUAAGUCCCCACUUUUGGCUAUGCCAUAAGCCCAGCAAUGAGGCACAGAGGACAUGGGGGUCUCCCCUCCCUCCCUGCACCUACAGCUCCCUUGGGCAUUCCACAAGAUAUUCAGCCAGUUACAAAUACUGUCUUGGGUGCAGUGAGGACUCUUUUGUUUAUUUUCUGCCCCCUGCAGCAACCGCUAAGUGUGACCGUGAUCCGCAAUGGUCAGAAGCUUCAUUUGGGGCUCACCCCGAAACGCUGGAGUGGAAAAGGGCUUCUGGGGUAAGCAAUCCAAAAAUCAAAGGCAGAACUGACAUCAACACCUCUGUAGCCGGUCCUGCAUCACUCUGUAACCUCAGUUCUGAACUGGCCAGCAAUGAUUGGAACCUCUGCCUCUCCAUUCCAUGUGCAUUGAUGUUUGGCUGCACUAAGGGGAACGUGUUGGGAGAGGGCCCUCCUCCUCCUCCUCCUCCUCCCCUGUGACACAUGUGCCUACCUGUACAAUCCUGCCCAGGUGCUAAGAGCCUUCACAUGUUGCUGGUGAAAGAGAGAGGGCUGUCCCUCCUCAGAGAGGCUAACCUGGCUCUUGCUUGGUUAUGCUUAGGCUUCCUGUUCAGACGGGUUUUUGGCAGCUAAGGGGCAGACAAAUACUGUGCAUUUCAUAAUGCUGUUUUUCAAUGUCUGAAGCUGCCUUGAUGAAUCGAAGCUUGAGAUAAUGGUGGGAUGUAAAUAACUGAGUAAGGGAGAAUACUCCUGCCUUCCAGAAGGGCUGUUGGGCUCCCAGUUGCCAUCACCCCCGCCAACAUGACUGAUUUGGGGUGGGUGGGAACUAGAGUCCAGCAGCGUCCUGAGGGCUACAGCUUCCCCUCCCUACCUGCUCUAGAGGUCCAUACCCAGGGAGACUUUCCCUGCCCCCCCAAUGAAGCAGCUGUUUGUGUCUGUCUCUCCUUCUCCAGGCAAGCUAAAAUUGCAUCCUGCAAGCACAAGGAGCUUCUGACCAAUCUUGGCCAUUGUGUGCAGAAAGCUGGGUUCUGCAUGUAGCAGGAGGGUAGCCCUGGUCAACCUGAUGCCCUCCAGGGGUUUGGGACUAAAACUCCCACCUGUGCGGGCAAGGGUUGAUGGGAGUUGUAGUCCAAAAGGUCUGGAGAGCAUCAGGUUAGCCCAGGGUGUAGGAGUUUGUGUGCAGCCUGUUUCUGGACAAUCUGGUGGCUGCCUCUUGCAUGAAUUUCCCAGGGUUUUUUCCCAUUGCUGGCAGCCCCCUUCUCAGGGAGAGUCCUGAGGGGUCUGGUGUCCUGGCCAGUCCAGGGUCUAGAAUGCGUGUUGCACUUCUUUCCUUCCCUGCCCUUGUUUUGGGGAAAUAACCCCUCCCCCCGGUUUUUAACAAGAAUCUGCAGUUCUUGACUAGCCUUGCCAACCAUUUUACUUGUCCAGCUUGCUCCUUUUACUUGUCCAACUGUCAAGCAGAUGCUCUUCUGGUGAGUUACAACCCUUCCUCAAAUAAAAAGUGCAUGUCUGAGAAGUAUGAUCCUCUGAGAUUUCUUAUAAUCAAAAUAUUAGAAUUGCAGAAGGUCUCAUAUCUUUCUCUCUUCUUUCCCCCAAGUUGCAAUAUAGUCCCUCUGCAAAGAUGAGGUUUUUCAGUGAAAAAGCUCCAAAGUACUUGAUGGCAUCUCAACCUGGGUUUGAACCCCUACCCGAACAUCUACCCGGGUAACAUCUACCCGAAGAAGCCAGGAUGUGGAAAGACAAAUGCUGAGGUUUUGGUGUUGGCUGUCAAAAGGGUUUUGAAUCUGACACACAGGUGCCGUUUUGAAAGAGUACGGAUUUAAAGGAUUGGUUAGUCCUCCUCUUAUGGUGUUUGCCCCUGUUGUAAAUAAAAGUUGGAAAGGGGAGCUUGUGGCUUUCUUACAGAAUUGGAUGACUUAUUCUGUAACAUUUUGGUUUGCUUGGGAAUUUGCCAAUAAAAGUUUUACACCAGUUC